Ricinus communis (castor bean) is the source of this 2536-nucleotide messenger RNA. Its product is annotated as protein BONZAI 1. Gene Ontology annotation, biological process: cellular response to calcium ion. The record is from RefSeq and is a predicted model, not a curated record. The transcript is spliced from 16 exons. Gene Ontology annotation, cellular component: plasma membrane. Lineage: Eukaryota; Viridiplantae; Streptophyta; Magnoliopsida; Malpighiales; Euphorbiaceae. Gene Ontology annotation, molecular function: calcium-dependent phospholipid binding. Bases 201 to 1934 code for a protein of 577 amino acids.
ACGUUCAUAGAUUGGAUACUUCUCUCUCUUCACUUCUAUUCGUUUCCUUCUUAAUUCUUGUUUUCUACGAUACUUUAACUUUAGAUAUAUUUUUUCUUUUUUUCCUUUUUCUUGUUGUUGAUCUAAAUACUUGCAUAUAUAUAUAUAUAUAUAUAUAUUUUCCCAUUUUGAGAGCUCAGUUGCUGUUUUUGUGCUGCGGUAUGGGAAAUUGCUGCUCGGAUGAAGCCGGCGGCAGGGCGGCCGUUGGUGGCACCCUCGCUGCUUCCACUGGUGGCACUUCUAAUGAUGCCGUUGAUUUCUUCCUGAGGUCUCGCGGUUUUCACGGUAUCUUCUCUCAGAUCGAGUUAUCAUUUUCUGCAACAAACUUGCGUGACCGGGAUGUACUUUCCAAGAGUGAUCCUAUGGUGGUUGUUUAUACAAAAGGAAGAGAUGGACCGCCCAUUGAAGUUUUCCGCACAGAGGUGGUUCUCAAUUCACUGAACCCUACGUGGAUAAUGAAAUAUUCCAUCACUUUCCAGUUUGAAGUUGUACAGAAUUUGCUGUUUCGUGUAUAUGACAUUGACUCUCAAUUUCACAAUGUAGAAGUAAAGAUGCUCAAGCUAGAUGAGCAACAAUUUCUCGGUGAGGCAUCUUGCGUUUUGUCAGAGAUCGUGACCAAACCACUUAGAUCACUGACCUUAGAUCUUGUACAUAAAGAAGAUUCUACAUUAUCAAGUCAUCCCCGAGGUGGGCAGCUUGUUGUGCAUGCUGAGGAAUGCAUUAGCUCAAAGACUACAACAGAGAUGAUAUUAAGGUGUUCGGAUUUGGAACAUAAGGAUCUCUUCUCAAGAAUUAACCCUUUUCUGGUUAUUUCAAAAACAGUUGAGAAUGGGAACCCCAUUCCUGUGUGUAGAACUGAAGUCCUAAAGAAUGAUCACAACCCAAUAUGGAAACCAAUCUUUCUGAAUAUUCAACAAGUUGGAAGCAAGGAUAGUCCUCUGGUGAUAGAAUGUUAUAACUUCAAUAGUAAUGGAAAGCAUGAUCUGAUUGGAGAACUUCGAAAAUCCCUAGCAGAAUUAGAAAAGCUUCGUUCUAGUGGGGGAAGCGAAAAUUUAUUUUUACCCAAUGCUGUUGGACAUGAUCAUCACAACAAGGCUUUAAAGAGUCAGCUAUAUGUGGAGAGGUUUUCCGAGAGCAUUAAAUAUACCUUUUUGGAUUAUCUGAAAGGAGGAUGCGAACUGAACUUCAUGGUUGCUAUUGAUUUCACUGCUUCAAAUGGAAAUCCCCGCCUCCCUGAUUCCUUGCACUAUCUUGAUCCGUCAGCGCGGCCGAAUGCAUACCAGCAAGCAAUCAUGGAAGUUGGAGAAGUGUUGCAAUUCUACGAUUCAGACAAGCGCUUUCCUGCCUGGGGAUUUGGAGCACGGCCAAUUGAUGGUCCAGUCUCGCAUUGUUUUAACUUGAACGGAAGCAAUAAUCAUUGUGAGGUAGAAGGAAUUCAAGGAAUUAUGAUGGCAUACACCAGUGCUCUUUUCAAUGUAUCUUUAGCGGGUCCCACGCUUUUUGGACCUGUGAUAAACACUGCUGCUCUAAUUGCUAGCCAGUCACUUGCAAAUGGAGGGAAGAAAUAUUUUGUUUUGUUAAUUAUUACGGAUGGAGUUGUAACUGAUCUCCAAGAAACCAAAGAUGCCAUUGUGAAGGCAUCUGACCUACCACUAUCAAUUUUAAUUGUUGGAGUUGGAGGAGCUGACUUCAAAGAAAUGGAGAUUUUAGAUGCUGAUAAAGGAGAGAGACUUGAAAGUUCUGCUGGACGUGUUGCUUCACGUGAUAUAGUUCAGUUUAUACCAUUCCGGAAUGUACAGAGUGGCCAAGCUUCUGUUGUUCAAGCACUUCUAGCUGAACUACCUACUCAAUUUUUAACCUACAUGCGAUCCAGAGAUAUUCAACCGAAUGUUUGAUUUUGUAAAGAUGUUGUACAUAUGGGAAUUUUAGUUUUAAUUUUUUUUUUUUUUUCUGGAUUUCAUGCAAUGAGUUAUCCUUUGUGAAGGCCAUGGUGCCAAAUGCAAUCAUGGUGUUUGUAGGUAUAUGAGGCUUCAUUCAUAUUACUUGAGGUAAUAUAUGCAGUCACAAUCAAAAAUUUAUGGAAUCAACCAAACCUCGUAACAAAAUGGCUACUGUUAUCUGUGCCGUCCUUUGUCAUGUUUGCAAGGGGUGGAUGAUUUUUGUGCUGUUGCAAGCUUGAAAUGGUGGCUCUUCUUGAUGCCUGACAAAGCUUGCUCAUAUCAAUGAAUUCUUUCGGCCGUAGGAUUCAACUAUAGAAGAAUUACUGGACGGGUGCAUUGGGGCCGGCUAAAGAAGGAUUGUAGAAGGUAGGAUUAAGGGCCAUGCGUAUAUUGCAAAGCAGAAGAAAAAUGUGAAGAACAAAGUAAGAUCUGUGAUCACCAUAUCUUGUUGUUUUACUUGUUUGUAUUGAUGCCUUUUUGGCAAUUUAUCAUCCAAAUGUUUCAUGAUGUUUUAGGAUCUAAUUUGAAAUUCGUUGUUCUGUUUGAAAAUGAUUUAA